AUGGAUGUGCCUGCUGCAGACUUUCUCGAGUCUGUCAGCCACGCACGCCAUGGCCAUGCUCGAAAUGUCUAUCCAGAGCUGUCGCGCCAGCAAACGGUGUUCGAAUAUGUUGGCGCAGCCGAGGCCGCUGCUAUGCUGAACAAACGAAAGAGUCUUCGACUUCGUCCUACCGAAUCUUUUGAGCAACAGGAUGCCGCCCCUCUUCAACCCUUAAGGAAUCCCAAGAGCCAACCCGAUCUACGAUCCCGCGUGUCCACAAAAAUGUCGCUAUUCAGUCUCUUCAGCAAACCCAAGGUUGAGAAGCAUCGCGGUGCUGCUGAACUUGCAUGGAACCCGGCUCCUCUGAGCGCUGGUUCUGGUAGUCACAAGGAGCUCACCGGCCCUGCCAUUGGUGUCGACAACGAGCCAAUCGAGCCGCGCCCGAGGACGUCCAGAUCUCAAUCUCGAUCUGGCUAUCGUAUGAAGUCAAGAGACCCGCCACCGCCCGUUCCCGCCAUUCCGAACGAUCAGAAGCUACGUCCAUUGGAAGCACUGCCACUAUUCCAGAUCUGGCCUCAAGCGAUUCGACACGGAUUUUUCCAAUCUUCGACUUGGACCUCACAGGAAUUGCUUCCGCAUAAGCAGCGCAGUUCCAAUGUCCCGGAUGAGUCGACUGACAGGUCACAAGAAAGCAAUGGGGACGGCACAUCAGGCGCGGAUGCUACUGGUCCCGUGCCGGCAUCAUUGAAACAUGGCUCCUCUGCAUCGCGGACAGAAGACUCGCACGACAAACUUUUCAUCCUGGUCACGUCUGGCUGCCUUCUGCAGUACGCGGCAACUGGCUCCAGCGAACGAAUGCCCGAGAAGAUCCUUCAGCUUGGGAAGGACUCUGCAGCGUAUGCAUCCGAUUCUAUACCUGGAAGACAUUUUGUUCUCGAAGUUUCCCAGGCUGUUGACGCCAAUGGCGAGAGCGUUGCAGGAAGUUCGUCUAUCUUCUCCAGGCUUACGAUCAGAAGUGCAGCGGCGAGAAGAGCCACGGCUAAGCUCCUCAUCGUCAUGCCGGGUGCCACGGAAAUGGAAGAAUGGAUGGCUGCGAUCCGCACAGAAAUCCAUGCACACGGCGGAAAGCAGACGCACUCCUCCUCCUCCGCUAUGCGAGCGGAGUCGCGAAUCGGAGAUGUUGCAAAGCAUACUGAUGCGCCGAGUCAGAUGCGACAGAUGCACCGUUACCAAGUCAAACGCGAUCCUUCCAGAGUUGUGAGCGUUGUUUUUCAAGAUGACAAUGUCUUCGAUCUCCUGUCGGACCGGGAUAUGCAGAUUAGCAGACGACACCCCGAGGUCGAGACGUCGCAGGACACUGCUGUGGAAAUUGUCGACUCGGAGAGUGGGCAUAUGGAUGACCGACCACGAGCGGCGUCAGAUGCGGAAUCUACAGCAUCAUCGACAGCUCACUCGAUGGGUCAGCAGUCGUUGGACAAACUGCGCGACAGUACACGAGUCUCGCACACAUCGACGGCGACAACGCUGACAAACACCUCCCGCACCAACUCCAUGACUUUGGAUCAGCCCAAGACACCCAGCGAGAGCAUGAGCAAUCGCAAUGUCUCCUCGUACAGCCUCGCCAAACGUCGCUCUGCGGUGCCAAUCGCCAUCAACGAUGUCUCGUCAAGAACUGGAGCUGCGCUCACCAGUCCUUCCCCACCGAAAAGGGUUUCAUCGAUAGGAUUGUCAGCACCUGCGGUGCGACCGCCAUCUGCAGAUCGGAUCCAUCCAUCGCUGAUUCGACUGUCUAUGGCUCAAAGUGCACCCUUUGUGGACCGUAAUGGGAGACGAGAGUUCAAAAAAUCGUCUUCUGACGGCAGCAAGCGACCGGAGUCUAUUCUCGGCGAUCUUCCCAAUCCCACGAGCUGGGCAAAUCGAGGCUCAGCCGCUGGAUGGUCCGCUUCUUCACAACAUUCAGUCACUGAACGAAAUCCCCAGCGACAUUCCUCUCGUGCGAGCACCGAUUCGGUGGUGCCGACUCUGUCUUCCACGAGAUCGUCACGCUCCUUUAGCAUUCCCUUGCGAAUCAACACCACCGUCAUUCCAGACCCCAAUGCAAUCGAAUGCAUGACCAUCAGCUCCGAAGCCGUCAACUCUGCAGUGCGCUUUCCAGAUGUUGUCACUCGUCCCGACUCUCAGAUGUCUGGCCGAAGCACGCCGGUUGAUUCUACUUCCCGGCGUGAUGCUUCGUCCGGUCGGCUCUCAUUAUUUCCGUCUUCCACGCCGCCUUUGGGAGCCGGUCCAUCGGCGCCUACUCAGCAGCCACGCCUGUCGGUCGCCACGAACAUGCUCCACGAACAUGCUCCAGCUUCGUCGAGGCUCCGCCCAAGCAGCGUACAAGCUCGCGCCGACCAUGAUGCGGCUCACCGAGAGUCCGCGCAAUCCCACCCCAAAAGCGCUCACCCGACAUCUGAGCCGCAGUACUUCCCGAUCAUGGCACCGACCAGGCAGUUGAGAAUGACACGAUCCAUUGCGGCAAUGGAGAGAACAACGCCUACGACUUCAGAAUCAGAAUUCCAUUCUCAACCACCACAACACUUCAACUUCACCACCCGCCGGCUCGUCGAUGACCAUCACCGGCCAUUGUACUCACAAUUCCACGUCACCCACAUGCGCUCGAGCUCACCCUCCCGACCAGCCACGAGCAAUGUCAGCUUCCCACCCACCUCCGCUCUACCCACAUCUCGACCGUCCUCCCGCAGCAGCCGCAGACUCACCCGCGAUCAUCCUCCUCAACACACGGAGACGCGCCGGAGCGUCAGUCUCGCUCCGAACAUGCACAUCCCCGUGCGCAUCGACCUUUCGCUGCCGAUGCUUCCUCCUCCCGCUCCACCGCCAAGCGCACCUCUACCGGCUCUCCCACCCUCUGCCAGGAGCUCAUCACGCCCGAGCGAGCGCGCCAAGUCGCCGGAAUUGUUGGGUCCGCUGCGGGAAAGGAGUGGGAAUGAGAUCCGGCCUUCUCCGCUCGGACAAGCUUUGCUGAAGCGAUUCGUCCCCGGCACGCCAUUAGGGGAAGCGAUUGGCGCGAGGCUUGCUGAAAAUUCAAAGAUGGCAGCUGAGCCGGAAUGUCACGAAAUCGAUCCUGGUCGGGACGGAGCGGUGGCUCCAAUUCCUCAGACCGUACCAGCGACAGGAUUUGGUAUCGAGGUCGCUGCAGCAUGA
This is a messenger RNA of Zymoseptoria tritici IPO323, 3183 nucleotides long. RefSeq lists its product as uncharacterized. The coding region runs from base 1 to 3183 and encodes 1060 amino acids. Lineage: Eukaryota; Fungi; Ascomycota; Dothideomycetes; Mycosphaerellales; Mycosphaerellaceae. The record is from RefSeq and is a predicted model, not a curated record. The transcript has a single exon.